This is a messenger RNA of Epithele typhae, 1767 nucleotides long. RefSeq lists its product as uncharacterized. Lineage: Eukaryota; Fungi; Basidiomycota; Agaricomycetes; Polyporales; Epitheliaceae. The transcript is spliced from 2 exons. Bases 1 to 1767 code for a protein of 588 amino acids. The record is from RefSeq and is a predicted model, not a curated record.
AUGGAGGCAUCGGUGGCCACCCUUUCUGCAUCUAACGCUCUCUCGGAUAUUAUCGAUGUCGACGCGCUCGACGACUCUAUCUUCACCAUCACAGGCUUCCGCUCGCGGCAUCCUCGCGGCCUCUCCGAUUCUCUGGCAACAGAUGGACUUGCAUACCUUGGCUUUAGGAGAGCUCCCAACCCUCGGCGCUCGCAAACCACCAGUGGCGCUCGUGCGGGCCCCUCUACACGUCUAAGGGAUGAGGACGUUAUCGUCCUGAAUAGUGACGACGACGACGCAGCACCUAGUACCUCACGAGCUGGCCGAGGGCAUACAGGUUCCCAUGCGCGACUACGGUCGCCACCUCCCCCACGGCCAGUAAGAGGCUACACUCCAGAUGUUCCGACCAUCCCUUCAGACCGAGAACUGUCUCGCCGCCGCCGCCGCCACCUACAUUCACCUAUUGCCGUUCCUCCCAGCAUUCGCCCCAGUGAACAACCCAUGCCUUUUGAGAACCGUAUAGGUUCUCUCCCACGGUUGCCUCCCCGAGGCGCGGCGCCCGCUUUCGCACCCGCAGCACGCUCGCAUCACCAACCCGCUAUGGGAUUCGGCGGUGCAAUGAUCGCGCUCAAUCGCCAACACGCGGCCGAGGAAGCUCAGCGCCGAGAGCAUGAAGAAACGCAAGGCUUCUUCACCUCCUUCUCCGAUAUCUUCAGGCGCCUCCAGAACUACAGAUCGAGGCUCGCCACUCCUGACGGUCCUCAGGGCUGGGGACGUUACAUGCCAUGGGCGUACGACACCGCCGAGCCCACACUCGACCCCGAGUUCGACAUGAACGACGAUUGGCUCCGCGGCUUCCCUGCGCCACCUUCGUUGGGCAACCACCACCAACAGGAGAAAGCCCACUACCGACCGGAGUACACACACCCUAUGAAAGCCGCACCCGGUUUCACACACGAUUUCGCGCCCGUGGACGACUCCCCCGCUGCCGCCUCGCCUGGUACGAUCGUGAUCGACGACAACGAAGCGGGACCAAGCAACGCCGGGAGUUCGUCGUCCUCCGUGACCGCGGUGGAGACGACGCUCGUCUGCGCGCGAUGCCUCGAUCCCCUGGUCCUCGCGCCGCCCACCAGCGCGAGCGAAGACGUCCGGAAACGGACACGGGUCUGGGCGCUCCGGUGCGGACACAUGUUCGACGGGAAGUGCAUGGAGGCGAUAAUGGCGCCUCCUCAAGCCCCCGAGGAUGACGCGCUUCUCAGCUCGGCGUCGGCGUCGGCGUCGGGCAGCGCGAAGGGCAAGGGCAAAGCUCAGGACGACUGGUCGAGCUCGGACGAGACUGGGUCGACGUCGGACGCGAAGGGCAAGCGCAAGGCUGCCGGACCCCCGGCGGGCGACGCGCCGCCGCGCAAGCGUCACGAGGCGUCGUACGUGCCAGAGGACUCGAGCCUGGUUCCCUCCGUGCCGGAGGAGGGCGGCAUGCGCUCGCGGCUGCGGUCACACAGGCGGCCCGGCGUGGGGGACGCCGCGACUUCGGCUUCGCGAAGCGGUCCUGCUCCGGUGGCGGAGUCGGCAGCAACGCCUACGCAGACCGCGCGGGGUCCACGGAAGGCACGCGGGUCAAGGGGGAAGGGCAAGGGGCGCGCGAAGGCGCCAGCAGGCCCGGUAUACGAGGCGGAGCACGAGUGGAGGUGCCCGGUGGCUGGUUGCAACCACGCGCAUAUCUCUGUGCUCAUGGAGGGCGAAUGGCUGAACGACGCGACCCGGGGUGGGAUCGCGUUGUUCGUGUAA